ACAGUGUUGGAAAUGAUGCCUGGAACACCAAUUGUCUGCGUUUGUGACUACUGGCAGCGGCGCCACUACUACAAUUGCUCACCACCAAGCCCGGACGCGCCCACAACAAAGGCCAACUCUGCCUUCUACAACAAAAGGCAACUGCGUCGUUUAAGGCUAAAAGUGAAUGCGAUAAAUGGCAACUAUUAUCUGCGGGAGUUCGUGCAGCAACGGGUCCUGGCAUUUAGACUGCAGCGACACCACGGCGUGCAAUUGAUUUGGCUGGACUUUGAGCCACCGGAACGGGACACCAUCGACCACAAGUGGGCACAGAUACUGGCCCACACCAUCCGGGAGCACAUUGAGGUGCAGAACCUGAUGUCCUGGCUAUCCACACUCGGCGGUGGCUUCUCAGCCCUGGGCGAGCAGUUCGAGCGAUGCGCAAAAACAGCUGGCAAAAUCUCGUUGCAUCAACUGAAGAUUGGUCUCCGGCUGGGCGAUCCCUUCCUACAGGCACGCUGCAAGCUCUACUACAGCAUAUCGUUGAUCCAGCGCGGACACUUGCGUGCGGCCAAGCACCUGAUCCGAGAUCAGCAACAGUUUGCGCGUGUUCACAGGGAGAAGGAUCAGCGGCUGGUGCGCAUGUGCCAAGGCAUUUGGCUGCGACUCACUUACGAGUACAAGCUGAGGGGACAGAGAGUCAAGCAACCACAAUCGGGGCUAGAAUCCCAGUCGAUCCCAAGCCAAAUACUUGUGUAAAAUGAGCAGAAAGAG
Molecule: messenger RNA, 753 nt
Organism: Drosophila subobscura
Lineage: Eukaryota; Metazoa; Arthropoda; Insecta; Diptera; Drosophilidae
Exons: 2
Coding region: 13-738 (241 amino acids)
Source: RefSeq, a predicted model, not a curated record